UCCGCCAUGUGGAUGUGGAAAGGGGGACCCAUCCGUCAUCGGGACCCUCAGAUCCAUCAUCUACAUAUCCCGUCCCGUCCCGCUAGGUCAAGGUAGGGAUAGACCGAAUUGGCAGAGUCAUCCAUCUCAAACCGCGAUAUCGUAUCAUUUGAUCAACAUCACACUCCUCAACACGAAAUCCACACAUUCACAAUGGCGCCUAAAGCAAUCAUUGCACCCUCCAUUCUGUCGGCCGACUUUGCCAACCUCGGCCAUGACUGCUCUAAGACAAUCAGCCAGGGCGCCGACUGGCUCCAUGUCGAUAUCAUGGAUGGCCACUUCGUCCCCAACCUAACGUGGGGCCCUCCCAUCGUCGCCAAGAUUCGCGGCCACGUUGAGAAGCCAACCGAGGCCUACGGCAAGGGCACCUUCGACUGCCACAUGAUGAUUGCCGAGCCCAAGAAAUGGGUCAAGGAGUUUAAGAAGGCAGGUUGCGAUCUGUACUGCUUCCACUAUGAGGCCGCCUUCUCGACGGCCGCCGAGUCGCCCGAGGCCAAGUCGGACAAGAAGACCAACCCCAAGGAGCUGAUCAAGUACAUCCACGACCAGGGCAUGCUUGCGGGUAUUGCCCUUAAGCCCGCAACUUCUGUUGAUGUCCUCUGGGAGAUCUUGGAGUCCGAGGACCCCAAGGAGAGACCGGAUAUGGUCCUCAUCAUGACAGUGGAGCCUGGCUUCGGUGGACAGAAGUUCAUGGCUUCCGAACUGCCCAAGGUUCAAGAGCUCAGGAAGCGGUAUCCCGAGCUGAACAUUGAAGUCGACGGCGGCCUUGGACCCAGCACCAUCGACCAGGCGGCGGACGCAGGUGCGAACGUCAUCGUAGCCGGAAGCGCCGUCUUCGGGGCCCAGGAUCCUUCUGAGGUCAUUGCGCUACUUCGUGAGGCUGUCGAGAAGAGGAACGGCAAGCUAUAAGAGAGAUAGUAGUAACCUGAGGAAAUAUGGAAGGGGAGCGAGUGGGGGAACGUACUCGCCGGGUCUAAAAGCGCCUUCUUUCUCCAUGGCUUGCAUCUGACGAGUAGACGCUGCUCCUUCACCUUGCAGUUCAGUGUAUUAAUAUCACUGGCCCUUCCCCCACAAUCCGCGAUCUUCUCUACCUUAUGUGGCUCGACUGUGGAUGCUCAGGAAUGUAGAUUAGGUUGCAUAUGCUCAUCAUUGGAAUAUUUGGCCAAUUCAAAGAAUUUCAUGUACU
Messenger RNA from Neurospora tetrasperma FGSC 2508, 1225 nucleotides. RefSeq names its product ribulose-phosphate 3-epimerase. The transcript has 3 exons. NCBI's taxonomy places the organism in Eukaryota, Fungi, Ascomycota, Sordariomycetes, Sordariales, Sordariaceae. The coding region runs from base 193 to 948 and encodes 251 amino acids. Gene Ontology annotation, biological process: pentose-phosphate shunt; carbohydrate metabolic process; pentose-phosphate shunt, non-oxidative branch. Gene Ontology annotation, cellular component: cytosol. Gene Ontology annotation, molecular function: metal ion binding; D-ribulose-phosphate 3-epimerase activity. The record is from RefSeq and is a predicted model, not a curated record.